CAACUUCCAAGUUCCAGGUCCAUCCAACGUUAAUACCUAGGUAUUCGUUCCAAUCCAAUCCCAGUCCCACCUCAGUCAGGUCCCAGUCCCCGGUUCCAUUCAACCUGAACUCAUCCCCGCUAAUACUCCUCCUACUCCUACUCCGUACCUUACCGCGCGUGCCUUACCUCACUCCAUUCUCACCUGGCCACUUGCGCUUACCUCUUCCUCCCAACUACUAGACCCCUCCUCCUCCUUCACAAAUUAUUACUUCCCCCCUUCCCGCAUAGUCAACCGCAUUUUCUCUUCGAAACAAACUCGACGUCCCCGAUUUUCUCAAAGGCAAUUUUUCGCGAAAAGGUGAGUUUCGCCCUCGACUCUUCGUUCCUGCAUUUUGCGUCUUGUCCGCACAAUUCCCAUUCGCUCUCGCCCGCCUACCGGUACUUUACCAUACCUUGCCUUACCUUUACCCCUCUGUCCUUCUACCCGGCCCUCCCCCCUCGUCCUCUGCUCCCUGCUGCCAUGUGGUGGUGCCGUGACGUUUCUUCGCCUUGCCGUCGCAUCAAGUGCAUGCGACGACGCACCCGAAAGCCCAGCCCAUCACGGUAGCGAGUAAGAGGAACAAGUAGCAAGCAGCAGCAACAACAACAACAACAACAACAGCAGCAGCAGCAGCAGCAGCAGCAGCAGCGACGGCGGCCGCCGUCUCUCUAGUCUAUCCGCACCGUCAGCACCAAUAUUUGCAUCAGUAUCAGCACCAGUAUCAGCGUCGGCAUCGCCAUUAGCAUUCGAUCCACACUCGGCUUGUAUCGCAUCGCAGCGCAACACACAAACAAUUCAGCGAGCGCAAACCAAAACAUUCGGCCUCCCAUCUACUUCGAUUCAGAUAUGGAAUCCAGGUCGUCAUUGCUCUGUAGUCGGACUCGUUUGCGCAAUGCGACCGACUUCGAUGAUGCGCCAACCCCGCCUAUUACUGGCCUGGUCGCAAUUCCGCACAUCUGCGCCGAGUUUCGCGCGUCGCAGUCGUGUGCCCUACCGCGAACACAAUGCAGCCAUCCAAUUUAGCCCACCAUUCUCAAAUCCAACUGUAGCCGCGUCGGCCUGCCGCAUGCCACAUCGACCCGGUAAUCGAUCCUCGGCCCUCCGUCAGUGUUGAAUCCGGAGUCGCACAAUUGCGCCGUCUCGCUUGCUAUCAUCCCCGCUACCCCGGCCCCGCGCUUGCGCUCGAGUCGAUGCGCUGCUCUCCCAGAAAGCCCUCGGUGGAUCAGCUUGGAUAAUCCCUCAACUCAACUUCAGCUACUCGCCACCACGCUAAUAGACGGAUCCGAUACUUGGCGGCUCUUGAAAUAUCUUUUUGCUGAGGAGAAUACCGUCACAAAUUGCAAUAUGCGCACAAAGUCCCGCGCCGGUGCUGAGCUGGAGCACGGCGCUUGCACCUCCGCCUAAGACGCGUCUGGUCCUCCCAAAUUGGACAGGCGAUAAUUCGGACUACACUGCGACCUGGAUGCUGCUGCUGCUGCUGCUGCUGCUGCUUGCGAUGUUAAUUUUUUGGAUUGCGACUCGGAGCAUCGGAGCUUCUGCUGUGCUGCGUCAGAGAGGCUCCAAAAACAUUGCGAAGCACUGACCUAUUGACUAUUGCUAACACCAAGUGUCAGUCUUACAAUCUCCAAAAUGUCUUCCCUCUCUCGUCGUGCCUGCUAUAAGUGUGGCAAUGUUGGCCACUAUGCCGAGGUUUGCUCUUCCGCCGAGCGCCUCUGCUACAACUGCAAGCAACCCGGCCACGAGUCCAACGGUUGCCCUUUGCCCCGUACCACCGAGGCUAAGCAGUGCUAUCACUGCCAGGGACUUGGCCAUGUUCAGGCUGACUGCCCUACCCUGCGUCUGAGCGGCGCUGGCACCAGUGGCCGCUGCUACAACUGCGGACAGCCCGGUCAUCUUGCGCGCGCGUGCCCCAACCCCGCCGGCGUCAACAUGGGCCGAGGCGGCCCCCCGGUUCCCCGUGGCGGAUACGGUGGCUACGGCCGCGGUGCCUUCACCGGUGGCCCCCGUCCUGCUACCUGCUACAAGUGCGGUGGUCCCAACCACUUUGCGAGAGACUGCCAGGCUCAGGCCAUGAAGUGCUAUGCUUGCGGCAAGCUUGGCCACAUCUCUCGUGACUGCACCGCUCCCAACGGUGGCCCCCUCAACACUGCUGGCAAGACCUGCUACCAGUGCGGUGAGGCCGGUCACAUCUCCCGCGAUUGCCCCCAGAAGAACACCAACGGCGAAAUCCCCAACGACGUUGACCUGUCGGCUGCCCCUGGCAUCCCUCAGCCCGCUGUUGCGCCCAUUGCCCCCGUUGCUUAGACGGCAAUCUUUGGACAUGUUCCUUUGAGGACGUUACGACUUCUUGGGCUAGGCCUGAGGAUAGAGGCAGGCUUGCCUUGAUGCAGCUUCCCUCAAAAAACCUUUGCGGCAUUUCUUCAGCGAUGUCGCUUUCAUUUAUCUGCACUACGACCAAUCAUUACGCCUUUUGAACAUCACCUCAACUACACCUUCCCCCUUUCAUUCUGGUUAUUAUUUCAAUCUAUGCAUAAAAUGGGCAUGCCGCCAAAUGGCAUCCUUUGCUUUUACAUGGCGUCUACACGGAUUCCCCUUCAUCAACACGAUUCAUUUUCUGGAACAAAACGGGAAAGGCUUCCUUUCUUCAUAGCAAACGACUCUCACGACGGAUGGUCUCAAGCACGUUUGAAUGCAUCUUAUCCAGCGCAGUUGGAAAACAAAAGUUCACGACCCUUAUAGCCAUCUCAUGGAUAAUCUUGGCUCGACAAUGCUGCUUCUGGUUCAAUAUUCCAACAACGAAGCGACUCUAUUUCCGGUGUCUGUUCCUUAGCCCGCAACUGGACUCAGACAUACGGCAGCAAGGGGCGCAUUCUACAGGACAACGGCUCCAGGGUCGUUCGCGGCUCAGAAUCUUCACUACCUCUGUGCUCGGCAGUGGGCCUGAGUGGACAGCCAAAGCUGACCAUGGGCUGCACUGCUGACCCAGCAUAUCGGGAUGGGGAAGAUCCUUGGGAUGGAAGAUGGGGCUCGGGGAAGG
Messenger RNA from Colletotrichum scovillei, 3058 nucleotides. RefSeq names its product zinc knuckle. Gene Ontology annotation, molecular function: translation regulator activity; zinc ion binding; mRNA binding. The record is from RefSeq and is a predicted model, not a curated record. The coding region runs from base 1651 to 2325 and encodes 224 amino acids. Gene Ontology annotation, cellular component: cytoplasm. The transcript has 3 exons. Lineage: Eukaryota; Fungi; Ascomycota; Sordariomycetes; Glomerellales; Glomerellaceae. Gene Ontology annotation, biological process: positive regulation of cytoplasmic translation.